Messenger RNA from Histoplasma capsulatum G186AR, 1827 nucleotides. Its product is annotated as class E vacuolar protein-sorting machinery protein hse1. The transcript is spliced from 8 exons. The record is from RefSeq and is a predicted model, not a curated record. NCBI's taxonomy places the organism in Eukaryota, Fungi, Ascomycota, Eurotiomycetes, Onygenales, Ajellomycetaceae. Bases 1 to 1827 code for a protein of 608 amino acids. Gene Ontology annotation, molecular function: ubiquitin binding; phosphatidylinositol binding. Gene Ontology annotation, biological process: protein transport to vacuole involved in ubiquitin-dependent protein catabolic process via the multivesicular body sorting pathway. Gene Ontology annotation, cellular component: ESCRT-0 complex.
AUGUUUCGCACGCAACAAAAUGCCUUCGACGACGCCGUUGCCAAGGCAACGGACGAGAACUUGACGUCGGAAAAUUGGGAAUUUAUUCUUGAUGUUUGUGAUAAAGUCGGUGGUGAGGAUACGGGGUAUGGCUCUGGAGUCGCAAAAGAUGCUGUUGCUGCACUGAUAAAGCGAAUCGCACAUCGGAAUGCCAACGUUCAACUUUAUACUUUGGAAAAUACCCACCAACAAGUAAAAGCGAAGAUACUGGAACGAAUGGAAGAAUGGACAGAAAUGUUUUCGAGCAAUCCUGAUUUCGGCUUAAUGGAACAAGCUUAUAUGAAACUCAAGUCACAAAAUCCAAAUCUCCAACCCCCAUCGAAACCAACGAAGCGGCAAAUUACCGACUUUGAUAGACAGAAGGAGGAGGAAGAACUUCAAAUGGCGCUCGCAUUGUCUAUUAAGGAUAAGCCUUCCACGACCCAGGGCACAACCACUGCACAGUCUACUUCCAGCCAGGAAAAUCAGAGCGCGCUGGCAGCCCCCCACCCUGUUCCAUCAGGAACUACCGCAGCCACCGUUUCUCGGGUUCGAGCCCUUUAUGACUUUCAGCCUUCUGAGCCUGGAGAGCUCCAGUUCCGCAAGGGCGACGUUAUUGCUGUUCUCGAAUCCGUCUACAAGGAUUGGUGGAAAGGUUCCUUGCGCGGUCAAACUGGAAUCUUCCCUCUAAACUAUGUUGAGAAACUAUCAGAUCCAACGCAAGAGGAACUCCAAAGAGAAGCCCAAAUGGAAUCCGAAGUUUUCGCCGAAAUAAAAAAUGUGGAGAAGCUGUUGACCCUGUUGAGCACCAGCAGUUCAGAAUUGAAUGUUCAGGACAAUGACGAAAUCACCACCCUGUACCAUUCGACCCUGGCUAUACGGCCAAAGCUUAUCGAAUUGAUUGGCAAAUACUCGCAGAAAAAAGAUGAUUUCACGCAACUUAAUGAAAAGUUCAUCAAAGCUCGAAGAGACUACGAAUCCCUUCUUGACGCCUCGAUGGCUCAUCCAGCACAACCAUAUUAUGGACGACUUCAAAAGACUACGUACGGUUACCCAUUGCAAAAUACAUCCGUGGGAUAUCCCCAAGGCCCCCCACAAGAUGAUCCGCAGCGUUACUAUGCCGCUCGCCCGCAAGAGGGCCAGAAACCUUUUCAAGCUGCUCAAACCCCGCUCUACAGUUCUGAACAAGUUCCACUUCCUUACCCAAACAAUGGACAGACAUCCGACACCGGACAACGAACUCCCAGCAGUUCACAACAUUUGCCACAGCCCCAACAACAAUUACCAUCCGACGAGUACGGGGCAAACAGUGUUGUUCAGAACCAUUCUGAGGGUGUCUCCGACUACCCUCAAGAGCUUGCGACAUCGGUGUAUGAACCCCCACAAGACACCGUUCCACUAAAUAAUCGACACUCCUAUCAUUCCCCAGGCUACCAGACUCAACCAUCUGUCUCGCAGCACAAGCCACAGUCGCAGCAGCCUCCAGACUUUUCUUCCGCAUCAUAUUCGGCCGUCGGUCUUUCCACACCGCAAACUCAAUCUGCUAAUCCACCAUAUCCCUCUCAAUCGCAUCCACUUCAGCAUCGCCAACAACAGCAAAACUUCUCUACAUCGACUCCGCCUCAGCCUAACAAAGCACCUCCACCUGGCCUCCCAUCCGGUACCCCGGGUCAGCCUCCGUAUCCUAUUGUCCCUGCUGGUGUGAGACCGGGACCUGCCAGUGAAGGGUACCAGCCCCAUCACACCAUCGGCGGCACACAAGCCGCUUCUUCAAACGUAAAUACAAACCCAAGUUCUUUCUAUCGGUGA